GAAAUGCAUCGCAGCACGCGGCACUCGGAGAGGAAGUGAAGAGAGGAAUACUGCGAGUUUCGGCUGGCUUUAAUCAAUUUCAGGCUUUGCUUCCUCGCUAUGGACGCUACAGUGUUUCAGGAAACGAGGACAAAUGAACUCAAAUACGGGUUAAAGAGAAGGUGCCAGAUGUAAGACAACACUGCCGCGGGCCGACGACUCAGAUGUCCUUCAGCGGGAACUCAGAUGGGAACGAAAUGGCGAGGGACUCCUGAGCUGCUAACUCUGAUACCCGAUAGCUCCUUCGCCAUCCCCGCCCUCCCACAGCAGGAACGUCCGAUGAUCUCUGGCAGACUUGCAGAAGCCGCAGAGGAGAGCAGGGGCCCGACCCUCAGCCAGUAAGAGAGCUCCUCUCAGUUCUUUGCCGCAAAGUUGCGAGAAGCAGCCAUGAAAAGCGGGGAGGACAACUGAGGAGCCUCCAUGCCCAAGCCCGCCUUGUGAGAGUGCUCGGCUUGAGGAGAAAGUAUUUUUCAGGAGCUCCUAAAACGCCACUCCAGGAAAUGUUCGUUCUAACUGCUGCUCUUCACCAAUGCCCUCGUGUCUGUAGAGUGCAGGCUUGUGCCUGUCCAUGCUUGGUGCCAAAAUCACGAUGUCUCUUAAUGGCUUGAGUUGGAAUACAAGAAUAUGUCACAUAUUUUGAAAAAGAUGAGGUUUUUGAACUCACUGUAAGUUGCUCUGAAAGAUAUAAAAAGGAAGCAAAAGUGAUAAAUGGACAGGACAAUGUGCAACAUCUCUUUCUGCCAAGUGGACUCAAAUAUUGACCACCUUUUCCAGCCAACAUUGUACAUCAUUGUUAUCGUCCUGGGUCUGCCUGCCAACUGCAUGGCACUGUGGGCCGCCUACAUGCAGGUCAGACAGAAGAACGAACUGGGGAUCUACCUGAUCAACCUCUCGGUCGCUGACCUCCUGUACAUCGCCACCCUGCCCCUGUGGAUCGACUACUUCCUCCACCACGACAACUGGAUCCACGGGCAGGAGUCCUGCAAGCUGUUCGGCUUCAUCUUCUACACCAACAUCUACAUCAGCAUCGCCUUCCUCUGCUGCAUCUCGGUGGACCGCUACCUGGCCGUGGCCCACCCGCUGAAGUUCGCCAAGAUCCGCCGGGUCAAGACGGCGGUGCUGGUGAGCACAGUGGUCUGGGUGAUCGAGAUCGUGGCCAACUCGGCGCCCCUUUUCCACGACGAGCUCUUCAAGGACCGCUUCAACCACACCUUCUGCUUCGAGAAGUACCCCAUGCAGGAGUGGGUGGCGGGCAUGAACCUCUACCGCAUCUUCCUGGGGUUCCUCUUCCCCUGGGUGCUCAUGCUCUUCUCCUACCGGGGCAUCCUGCGCGCCAUCCGGGGCAACAUCUCCACCGAGAAGCAGGAGAAGGCCAAGAUCAAGCGGCUGGCCCUCAGCCUGAUCAUGAUCGUUCUCUUCUGCUUCGCGCCCUAUCACGUCCUGCUGCUCUCACGGAGCGUCUUCUUCCUCUUCAGGCCGUGCGACUGCAGCUUUGAGGAGGACCUCUUCACCGCCUACCACGUCUCGCUGGCCCUCACCAGCCUCAACUGCGUGGCCGACCCCAUCCUGUACUGCUUCGUCAAUGAGGGCGCCCGCCACGACGUCACCCGGGCCCUGACUGCCCUCGUGAACGCCUUCAACCGCGGCUCGGCGGCAGAGACAGUCACCAGCGGCUCCAUCACCGUGGAGACGCCGCUGUCCACCAAGAAGCCGAGCUUCUACAACGACGCCAAGCCCAGCACGUACAAGACUGAGCUGGUGGCCCUCAAAGAGGAGUGCCUUCAGAUGACAAUACUCAGUGUUAAGAAAUGAACAGCCUUCAGCCAGAAAAAAACAUGUCACUGUGUUUUCCUUUUUUGUUCCUUCUGUGAUUUGGCUCAGUGAAAGCUCAGUGCACAUCAGGUUUUAACAGUCGUCAAUGGUUCUGCAAGUACCAUUCACUACCGUUUCAAUUUUAACUGUUUUCAAAAACUGUGGUAUCAGCUCUCUCAGAGGAGAUGUUUCAGAGCAAUCGUGUGCUAAUGUUCUCAUCCACGGAAAGUCAUUUAACUUAAGGAAUAGAAGUUACGA
Messenger RNA from Megalops cyprinoides (Indo-Pacific tarpon), 2109 nucleotides. It is a transcript of the gene gpr4, whose product is annotated as G protein-coupled receptor 4. Gene Ontology annotation, cellular component: membrane. Gene Ontology annotation, biological process: G protein-coupled receptor signaling pathway. NCBI's taxonomy places the organism in Eukaryota, Metazoa, Chordata, Actinopteri, Elopiformes, Megalopidae. Bases 748 to 1851 code for a protein of 367 amino acids. The record is from RefSeq and is a predicted model, not a curated record. Gene Ontology annotation, molecular function: G protein-coupled receptor activity. The transcript has 2 exons.